Molecule: messenger RNA, 3141 nt
Organism: Naegleria fowleri
Lineage: Eukaryota; Heterolobosea; Eutetramitea; Acrasida; Naegleriidae
Exons: 9
Coding region: 1-3141 (1046 amino acids)
Source: RefSeq, a predicted model, not a curated record
AUGCAACAAGGCUCUUUUAUUCCACCAUACAUGUAUGAUGACAAUGAUCAUCAUGCGAUGAAACCAUCACAAAUAUCAUCAGCUCCACCCAUGAGUGAUUUGAGUGAUCAUCAUGAUGAUGAUUUGAGCAUGGAUCAAUCGAAUCAGUUUAUGGGUUUAAGUAUGAAGUUAUCGGAAUCCAUAAAUACAGCAUCGCAAUCGGCAUCCAUCCAUGUACAUACAAUGCCUAUAACUCCACCUUCAUCUUCGUUAAAAUAUAACAUAAUUCAUGCAAGUGCAGAAAAUCAAAAUGAUGUUUUGGAUAUUCGAAGUAAACUUGACAAGGAGCGUGCAUAUGUCGGACGGGUAGAUGUCAGUGGCAGUCACGGGCAACAUGCUACGAAUGGAAGAGUUGGUAGAGCUGGUAGACAUGGAAGAAAUGGCCAAUCAAGAUCAACAAACGUUGGAGAACGAGGAGAAAACGGAGAGAAUGGUAGUGCUGGAGAAGAAGCCGUUCCUGCUCAAAACGGUUUUUCAGCGGAUAAUUUGAACAUUCUUAUUGACAGAUCUUCACAUCCAAAAGAGUUGGUCAUUAAAUAUUCAAGAGAUUCUCAUAAAGGAGCUUAUUCACAAUCUAAUAGAUAUGGAUACAACAGCUCAAUCAUUGACGAAUAUCAAUUUACUUCUUGCUCACGAUUUCCACUACAUUCGAAUAAUGAAUACGUGCUAUUUAAAGCAUGUGGUGGUAAUGGAGGGAAUGGAGGAAAUGGAGGUCAUGGCGGUCCUGGUGGUAAUGGAGGAAAUGGUGGAAAUGGAAUUCAAGAAGGUGGAAGUGGUGGUGAUGGAGGUCUUGGAGGAGAUGGAGGAAGACCUUCCUACGGUGGUCAUGGAGGCAAUGGAGGAAUUAUUUUUAUUAAUACCCAAGGAGGACGAGCUGGAUAUAAUGGUGUCCCUGGUGAACCUGGAGAGGGUGGAAAGGGAGGUAAAGGAGGACAUGGAAAUGUGAAGAGCGGAACAAAUGGGCGAAAUGGAAAUCCUGGUACAAAAGCCAUUCAAAACAUUUCCUUUGAUCCACAAUAUGGAAAUGAUGGGUUCACAAUUUAUAGGGUUUUGGAUUUUCGAACGAAUCAAGUCAUGUAUGAAGGUCAAAAAUGUUAUUCUGCAAGACUACUCUCCUUCGAUGUUGUGGCAGCAGAUGAUGAUGGAAUUUACGAACCUGGUGAGGAGAUAUUCUUGACUUCAUUCAAGGUUCACAAUGACGGUGACAUUCCUCUUCCAGCAGGAGCAAUUUUAAAGAUUUCACCAGAUCCCAAUAGUUUUAUUUUGAGUGAUGAUCAGUAUAUACUGCCAGAGAUUGGACCCAAGCAAACCAUUACGCUCACAAAUGCCAAACUUUCGGCCAGAAUUUCUUCCGACUUGUUGUUAAAAAGUCGUGAACUGUCCAAGAUGAUAUCUGUUAAGGUUCAGAUCGAUCUCUUUGAUCGUGUGUUUUCUGAAUCCAUUCUUGGUUGCAAUAUCAACGUUCAAUAUCCACUAUCUAUUUCUGACAUUGCAUAUUUGAAGCAAAUGGGAAGAGGGGAUUCAUCGGAUUUGGUUCUUACCAUAUCCAAUCUGAGCAAAAAUCACUAUCCUUUCAUGUACCGAAUUACAACAAAAGAUCAACUUUUCUUCGUGGAAACAGAAUUAAGGCAAAUCAUGAAUCAAGCAAGUGUCAAUUCUGAAGGUUUCACAUUUCACACACAUCCAAUUAUUGUCGGCUAUUGCACAGAGUUUUAUCAAAAUCAAUCGUUUGAAGUGGAAUUAAUCUACAAAGACAAGACAAUUCAGAAAAUUGAAAAAUAUGUGCAGGCAGUUCCUCAUUUUAAUCCUUCAAUGAUUGAAACCACCGAUUUAUUGUUAAUCACAAACAGUAAUUUUAGAAAAGAGGAUUUCAAAGCAUUCUCAGAGAUUUUCCAAUUACUUAAUUUAAGACCUAAUUAUUGGGACUUGGAUUUUUAUAAGGGAAUAUCUUUCCAAGAAGAUUGUGGGCAACGACACACUGUCUCUUGUGUCGACAAGUAUCGAGGAAAGCCUAUCAUAUUUUGCGCAAAGAAUAAGGAUGAUAUUAGAAAGUUUUAUGCAAUGGAUAUUGCUCAUCACUUUGGCGUUUAUGGACCUAUUUUGGAGAACAUGUAUGAAUACAAGAGUAGUGUGCUAAUUCUAACUCCAACACUUCCAAGUAAGGAUGAAAUGAAGAAUUACUUUAGUGAUCCUAGUGUUGCCACAAAAGUGGAGUUUGAUGAAAAUGCAUUUUCAGGAUAUUACAAACUUCUCUAUCCUAAAGCUGCCGACGCUGAUAACAGGUGUUUAGAGCUUGAGAAUGAAAAAGAAAAAGAUAGCAUUUACCGAUUUAAAUUUAAAAUAGAUUUACUUGAUAUCAAGCAAGUGAAAAGCGAUUCGUGGGUCUCUUGGAAAUACUCCUAUGGAAAAUGCAGCUGUUACAAAUUGCCCUUAAACAUCCUUCAUUCAUUUAUUGGAUUCUCAUUUGACAGCAAAUCAGAUUACUUGGACUUUGGUCAAGUGGUGGAUCAAGUGACAGGAGAACGUUUGGAAAAUCUCAAAAUCAUUGAUAUUCUUCGUAACAAGAACCAUUCUAUCAACUUUAAACUUCUCUUUGCUGUUAUUUACAGCAUGAAUUUACAGUCCAAGUUUAGAAUCAUUAAGGAGCUUGGAAAAACAGAGACAGAAAAAUUAAUUGCAGAAUUAAUUCGAUGGGUUAUAUUUGAAAGUGUGAAACGAGAAUUGAGAAUGGCAGACACAUUCCCAACUUUAGAAGGUAUUGCCAACGUAUUACAAGAAGACUCGUCAUUAAUUUGUGAAGCUACUGUUUAUUCAGUAAUGAAUCUCUUGAAUCGAGCAACUGGAUUUACCUAUUGGAGAAGUUGGUUACCAUUCUCAUCUUUAUCCUAUGGUUUCAAGACAAAACGAACAAAAAUCCAAAAUCUUUAUGACCUUGUCGAGGGUGAAAUACGAAGAUGGUCUCUUGAAUCCAUUCAACGUAAGGAAGUGGAGUACUUUGAUGUCGAUACCACAAUUCUCAAUGCUCAAAGAGAUGUUCAAUCUUCAACAAACACGAGCUUCCUCAAACUUCGUGAUGUUCCACUCGUCUAUUUAUUGGAGUGA